AUAAUUGGCCUGGUGGUGUCAUCAAAAAAAUUGCCAUACUUUUUGAAAAAAUUACUAUUUCAAUCUGGAAACGAUGUCUGGUGAUAAAGUAAAUUCCGUUGAUGGUGUGUCAGUUCAGGCAAACCAUGUUGAAAAACCCACUCAGUUGAAAGGGGACGAUGACCAGGUGGAUCCAUGGAAUGUAGUGAGCAAAUCUGAUACAGGAGUUGAUUAUGAUAAAUUAAUACAAAGAUUUGGAAGUUCAAAAAUCGAUGAGGAACUUUUGACACGUUUUGAGAAAGUGACUGGCAAGCCAGUGCAUCAUCUGUUAAGGAGAGGAUUUUUUUUCUCACAUAGAGACAUGCAUUCGAUUCUAACAAGAUAUGAACAAGGCAAACCUUUCUACUUGUACACAGGCCGAGGGCCUUCAUCGUCCUCGAUGCAUUUAGGCCAUUUAAUUCCAUUUACUCUUUGCAAAUGGUUACAAGAUGUUUUUAAUUGCCCUCUGGUCAUUCAAUUAACUGACGAUGAGAAAACGUUAUGGAAAGAUCUGACUGUUGAGGAAGCAUAUAAGAUGGCUCUUGAAAAUGCCAAAGAUAUUAUUGCUUGUGGCUUUGACAUUAACAAAACAUUCAUUUUUUCGGAUUUUACGUAUAUUGGACAGCGACCUGAGUUCUACCGUAAUAUGAUUCGCAUUCAAAAGUGUGUUACUUUCAAUCAAGUGAAAGGUAUUUUCGGAUUUGACGAUAGUACUGUGAUUGGAAAAAUUGCUUUUCCGGCUGUUCAAGCCACUCCUGCUCUGUCCACAUCAUUUCCCGAUAUAUUCGGCACUAAGAAGAUUCCGUGUUUAAUACCGUGUGCUAUUGACCAAGACCCAUAUUUUCGGAUGACCCGAGAUGUUUGUCCUAGGAUUGGUUUCGAUAAACCGGCUUUACUUCAUUCCAAAUUCUUCCCGGCACUUCAAGGGGCAAAGACAAAAAUGUCUGCAUCGGAAGCAAAUAGUACCAUUUUCAUGAAUGAUACUCCAAAGCAACUGAAAAAUAAAAUCAACAAACACGCAUUUUCUGGCGGGCAGACGACAGUUGAAGAACAUCGGAAAAUCGGCGGAAACUGUGAUAUAGACAUAUCCUAUCAGUAUUUAAGGUUUUUCUUGCAUGACGAUGAGAAGCUUGAGGAAAUAAAGGAGAAUUACACCAGCGGCAAGUUGUUAACGGGCGAGCUUAAAAAGUUCCUCAUCGAUGUUUUAACACCGGUAUUAACAAAGCAUCAAGAAAUUCGAUCUCAGGUUACUGACGACACUUUACAAACCUUUAUGACACCCAGGAAAUUGUGCUGAUACAGAUUAACAGCAAGUAUUUGAUUCAUUACUAUUGCGGAUGUAAAUUUUCUAUUCUGCGUUAUUUCACAAUAAUUAAGUGUAGUGAUGCACUAAACUUAAUUAUCGUAAAUUAACAUAAUUAACUUUGAUUGCAAAAUGGGAUUCACAGAGUCAGUUUGUAGGUGUCUUCACUUACUUACAGAUGCAAAUGGACUAUUUAUUGAGUAUUUAUUUGUAUUUAUAUUUGGUGAUAAAUAGCUAUCUUUGUUUCAUAGUCGAUUUUUUAUAAUUCAUUCGAUUCAAUAACAAAUGUAUGGUGCAAGCUUGAUAAUAAAACCAAUUUUGCUUUCUA
This is a messenger RNA of Dendroctonus ponderosae (mountain pine beetle), 1649 nucleotides long. RefSeq names its product tryptophan--tRNA ligase, cytoplasmic. The transcript has 6 exons. Lineage: Eukaryota; Metazoa; Arthropoda; Insecta; Coleoptera; Curculionidae. Bases 74 to 1315 code for a protein of 413 amino acids. The record is from RefSeq and is a predicted model, not a curated record. Gene Ontology annotation, biological process: tryptophanyl-tRNA aminoacylation. Gene Ontology annotation, cellular component: cytoplasm. Gene Ontology annotation, molecular function: ATP binding; tryptophan-tRNA ligase activity.